AUGUCCACAUUGAUUUACUUCUUCUUGACUCUGAAGCUUCCUGUGCUGCUGUGCAAGUUGGUUUUCCCUGGAUGUCCUGUCUCUUGGACAGACUAUGUAUGCCGGGAUGGAGACUUGAUGAUCAGUGCAUUCUUACCCCUUUAUACCCAUCAAACCUCCCAGCACAGUAAAGGACCAGAGGACACAAUAAUUCAUCCACAAAUUAAUGCCAACAACUACCAGUUUGCAAUAGCGUUGACUUUUGCCAUCAAAGAGAUCAACAGGAAUCCUCUUCUUUUACCUAAUGCAUCUCUGGGAUAUUGUAUCUACACAGCUGGGCCAUAUGAAAAACAGACAUCUUUUAGUUUCCUCUUUUGGCUCACAGGGGAAGACAAACUCAUUCCAAACUACACCUGCAGAAGAGAAGAAAAAUAUAUUGCUGCGAUCUCAGGAACAACAUGGGAAAUAUCUUCUUUACUUGGUAUAUAUCUUGGACUUUAUAACUAUCCACAGUUGACUUUUGGAACUUUUGAACCAAAUCUGAAUGAUCCUGUGAAGUUUCCUUCUCUGUAUCAGAUGGCCACCAACGAGUCUUCUCUGGUCUUGGGCAUGGUCUCACUGAUGGUCUAUUUCAGAUGGAACUGGGUGGGGCUGAUCAUCUCAGAAGAUGAAAAAGGUGUUCAUUUUGUCUCAGAACUGAUACUAGAGUUGGAAAAAAACAGUGUCUGUGUAGCGUUCAUGGAAAUGCUCCCAGUCAUGAAUGUACAUUACAUUGUUGAACCUAAUAUCAUUCAAAAUAGGAUUGAGGCAAGCACAGCAAAAGUAAUUAUCUGCUAUGGUGACACAGAGUCUUCUUUAGGAAUACUCUUCAGAAUAUGGGAACAUAUACUCCCAUGGAGAAUCUGGGUAACCACUUCACAAUGGGAAGUCUUUACUGCUAUGAAACAUUUAUUUCUUGAUUCAUUUCAUGGAACUCUAAUUUUUUCACAACACCAUGGUGAGAUUUCUACUUUUAAAGAUUUUGUAAAGACAGUCACCCCUUCCAAAUACCCAGAAGACAUUUUCCUUGCAAGAUUGUGGGAGAUUUAUUUUAAUUGUCCACUUUCACAUGCUUCCUGUAAAUCAGUAGAAAAUUGUUCAUAUAAAGGUUCCUUGGAAUGGUUACCUUGGUACUACUUUGAAAAGGCCAUGAGUGAUGGCAGUUACCAUGUAUACAAUGUUGUAUAUGCGGUGGCCCACACCCUCCACAAGAUGCUUCUGCAACAAAUAGACAUGUCAGCAGUGAAAAAUGGAGAAAGAAUGAAAUUUCCCCACUGGAAGCUGAAUCACAUCCUGAAGAACAUUCAAUUCACAAAUCCCUCUGGAGACCAAGUAAACUUGCAUCCAUCUGAAAAAUUGAAUGUAGAGUAUGACAUUCUAAACUUCUGGAAUUUUCCACAAGGUCUUGGAUAUAAAGUGAAAGUAGGAACAUUUUCCCCGUAUUUUCCACCUGGUCAACAAUUGUCCCUGUCGGAGGACAAGAUAGAGUGGAGCACAGGAGUUAGAGAGACUCCAACAUCUGUAUGCCAUGAAAGUUGUGUUCCUGGAUUCAGGAAAUCUCUUCAGGAAGGCAAGGCUGUCUGCUGUUUUGAUUGCAGCCUCUGCCCAGAAAAUGAAAUAUCCAAUGGAACAGGCAAGUAUUUGGAGCAGUGUGUGAAGUGUCCAGAUACUCAGUAUUCCAACACUGAGCGAACCCGCUGCCUCCAAAAAGUUGUGACAUUUCUGGCGUAUGAAAACCCUUUGGGGAUAACACUGGCAGGCAUUGCCCUGUGCUUAUCUCUACUCACAGUUCUUGUCAUUGGAGUUUUUGUGAAGCACCAAAACACUCCUAUUGUGAAGGCCAAUAACAGGACUCUCAGCUACAUCCUGCUCAUCUCCCUCACCUUCUGUUUUCUCUGCUCCUUCCUCUUUAUUGGUCAGCCCAACACAGCAACCUGCAUCCUGCAACAGAUCACAUUUGGAGUUGUCUUCACCUUGGCAGUGUCUACUGUCUUGGCCAAAACCAUCACUGUGGUCCUAGCCUUCAAAAUCACUAUGCCAGGAAGAAGGAUGAGGGGGUUUCUUAAAUCAGGGGCACCCAAAUUCAUCAUCCCUAUCUGUACAUUUAUACAAAUUAUCAUCUGUGGAAUCUGGCUAGGAACAUCUCCUCCCUAUGUAGACACAGAUGCACACUCUGAACAUGGUCAAAUUAUCAUUUUGUGCAAUAAGGGUUCAGUCACAGCCUUCUACUGUGUCCUGGUAUACCUUUGGGUGCUGUCCAUAGGGAGCUUCACAGUAGCUUUUUUGUCCAGAAACCUUCCAGACACCUUCAAUGAAGCCAGAUAUCUGACCUUCAGCAUGCUGGUGUUCUGCAGUGUCUGGGUCACCUUCCUCCCUGUCUACCACAGUGCUAAGGGGGAGGUUAUGGUGGCUGUGGAGGUCUUCUCCAUCUUGGCUUCUAGUACAGGGCUCCUAAGCUGUAUCUUUAUCCCCAAAUGUUAUAUUAUUCUCAUGAGACCUGAUAAGAACUCAUUGAAAGCUAUGAGAGAUAGAGUUCGAUGGAAAUAA
Mesocricetus auratus (golden hamster) is the source of this 2565-nucleotide messenger RNA. Its product is annotated as vomeronasal type-2 receptor 116-like. Gene Ontology annotation, molecular function: G protein-coupled receptor activity. The record is from RefSeq and is a predicted model, not a curated record. The coding region runs from base 1 to 2565 and encodes 854 amino acids. Lineage: Eukaryota; Metazoa; Chordata; Mammalia; Rodentia; Cricetidae. Gene Ontology annotation, biological process: G protein-coupled receptor signaling pathway. Gene Ontology annotation, cellular component: membrane. The transcript is spliced from 6 exons.